This is a messenger RNA of Halichondria panicea, 3055 nucleotides long. RefSeq lists its product as uncharacterized. The transcript has 3 exons. The coding region runs from base 102 to 1757 and encodes 551 amino acids. NCBI's taxonomy places the organism in Eukaryota, Metazoa, Porifera, Demospongiae, Suberitida, Halichondriidae. The record is from RefSeq and is a predicted model, not a curated record.
UCGGCGCAUGCGCGCUCGUAAGUGUACUCACCAUGCUGCUUCAGAACUCCUAAUUAUUACGCUUUGAUCCGAUACUUAUCUAUCCGUCUGAAUCGAUCCUCAUGGCUACACGUACACCGGCAGACACUUGUACUCCUCUAGAGUAUUCAGAGGCCCAGAGUGUAGCACACUCGACGUGCCAGCUUUCCAUGCAGCAGUCCCAGGGCGACCCCCCCAUACCACCUGCCAUUCCCCCCACUGAUGACGCCGGCACUUCUGGAGUGACCCUUGGAGGUGGUCUCCUGAUCCUGAUGCUCGUUAUCUUCAUAUGUUCCUUAUGUUACUGCUGUAUGCGCAAGAAAACAGCGCUCAAAACACCCAGCUAUAUGAGAUCCUGCUAUGCGUAUCCAUGCAGUGUGGAUAGUGGAGUCACGUCUAUCGACAUGUUACAGUAUAUCAAAACAUUGUGGAACAAUGCGAAAAAAUAUGAUAGUGAAGUUUAUGCGAAGAAGAUAAUAGAAGUUAUACCUGAGCUUAAAGAUGUUGAUGAUGUUUUUGCCAUAGAGUGGGACGAACUGAAAGAAAAGUUUCUGCAGUCUGCAACGGGUAAGUUUUACCAUGCAGUAGAGACGUUUCCAAUCGAUUUGACAAUGAUGCGUCAGGAUUAUGACAUGUUCACCGGCUUCUUAGAAUGUUCACCCCACUAUACAAAUUUUACCAAAGAGAGUCACAAUACCCAGUUACGUAACCUAAGUGGUUUCCUACAAGGUGGAUGCAAUGCAGACGAAGUUAGGAUCUUAUGUAUAAUAGGCCACGGGCUUUCUCAACAGCAAGCCGAAGAACUGAAUAAAUACCCCCCUGAGUUUGAUAACAAAAAGUGUGAUGACUGUACGAAAAUGAAAAGCUGUCGCUGGAAGUGGCCUCUGAUUUUCUGCAAUGACAAAGACGGGCUGGGUAAAGGUUACACAGCGAAAAAGGUGUGUAAAGAUGCUAAGAAAGGUGAUGUAGUCGUGUUUUCAUCAGGAUUCCUGACCCCUGAAUGGAUAGUUGAACAACUACGAAAAAGGGAGUUAAAUGAGGUCAAUGGAAAAAUUCAUUUGACAUUGGUUUUGCUGGUUGAUUCCUGCUAUUCUGGAAUGUGGACUGAGCGGAUUGAAGCAGAUUUAUUAAAGUACGGCAAAUUAAAUUACACAAGGCUCGUUGUUCAGACGUCGUGUGCAGCUGAUGAGGGUUCAUAUGGUCAAUGCUUCAUCCCAUAUUGGUGUGCCAUGCAGAAUGUACAAGGCGAUCAACAAUUUAGCGAUGAGACACUAAACUGUAAACAAACUCCCACAUUGUACGAUAGCGAUCACAACGGUGGUAAUGGAGUAGGAGUGCUCAAGUUUAUCCCCCAUGGUCAGUCCCUGCAUUACUUCAAUUACACUUUGGAACGAGGUGCACAUAAAGAUUUUAUAAAUGAAUUUUCGAAUGGCGAGGGAAAAAUUCACAGCUAUAAGCUGAAACAUCAUAUGGCAAGUGGAAAACCAAUGGCUUUUUUUCUUGUAGAAAUCAAUCGCAGAAUGGUUCACCUUCAUGUCCAUUUCAAUAUCGACCUCAAAGUAGUAACGGCAAUCAAUUCAUACGAAGCAGGAAAAGGAUAUAAAUAUAAAUAUGACGAGGUAGGUAAGAAAAUAGAAGAAAAAGACCAAAGGACUCUUGAGGGAAUUUUGAAGCGAUGCCAAACACACGUAGAAGAAGCUGGACACGAUCAAUGGGAUCUAAAAAAAACCAUGGCGUAACGGGGAAAAACCAUGGACGAUGAAAAAUACACAACCUCCCAACGUGAUCCGCUCCAGGUCUGUUAUGUUUGAAAUGUGUAAUCCACAUAACCUCAAGAUCUCAUCCUGAACAGCUAUUGUUACCUUCUGUGUUUGACUGCCUCACUAUAAUUAUUUACCCUAUAGCAACUCUUUGUAAUUAUUAUUUACCAUGCGAACACAUUAUACUUUGCAUACAUGUACAUGCAGCUUCAAUAAUAAUAUAUUUUAUAAUGAAUUUGAAUUUAUAAUAACGAGUACACUAACCAAAAAUUCAACACACCCACACAUUGCUAAGUUCUGGUUCUUACAGCAUGCACUCAGACAAAAACCAAGUGCAGUGUUGAUUAGAUACUUAAUAUGCGGAUAAAUUAUUAGGAAUUGUUAAUGUAUUGUUGUAUGUUGAUACAUGUAGUGACUUCUCUUGACAGAAGAGAUUCAGUCUCUGGUAACUAUAAUAAUUAUACAUAAUUGUACAUGUUCUCUUUCCCGAAUUUUUGAUGCAACGAAAAGACUCGAUCUACACAUGCUCAAUUGAGGGGUGUGUUUGUCUAGUAUCUAGAAAACUUCUUAGGAUACUCUAAGAUAAAUAUUUCUUUCUCUUACGGUGUAUCCAGUCUAGAGAGUAGAAUACCACAAAUGUGUGAGUAGUUGUACUUAAAUGUAAAUAUCUUAUGAAAGGUUCGAUGUUAAUUGCUAAAUAUAUCUACACAUAGUCCGUCCGCCAUAAAGUGCCAUUUCGGUUAGGGAGAGAUUUGAAGCAAAUCUUACGUCUACACGGAGUAAGCUUGAAUAAAUUGUCUAACUUAUGAUAAGAAAAAUUUGUCUAGAAAUACUUUCGUUCAGAGAUAAUUGAUGUUACACACAUUUUUUUACGAUCACCCAAAAUGAUUUCCCACUGCAACAACUUUUGGGUAAUUAUUUAUAAUGUUGUAGCUUAUUCAUUCACCUAUACAAUGAUAUCAGCACUAGAAAUGUUCCAAUCCAUUUAAGUACAACCACUCACCUAUUGUAGUAUUCUAUUCUGAAACUCUAGACAGGAUGCACACUGUAGUGAAUACUGUACUUUGCCUGUGAAACAUUCUAUUGCAGCUAGAUUCAGACAUCCACUCAGGACUACGACUGUGGUGCAUGAUAUAAUUAUGUCCACGUAACUAUACACACAACCCCCUCCGCCAUACAAGAUGACACCAAUGUGUGGGACGAGGGCCCAGACUCGGAAAAUAACUUUCACUACAAUCUCAGCUAGCUACCUUGAACGAGUCACCUCAGAGAAAGAU